Centruroides sculpturatus (bark scorpion) is the source of this 2009-nucleotide messenger RNA. RefSeq names its product cytochrome P450 3A11-like. NCBI's taxonomy places the organism in Eukaryota, Metazoa, Arthropoda, Arachnida, Scorpiones, Buthidae. The annotation marks the transcript as partial. Gene Ontology annotation, molecular function: monooxygenase activity; heme binding; iron ion binding. The record is from RefSeq and is a predicted model, not a curated record. The transcript is spliced from 10 exons.
UAUUCCAGAAUUUAUGAAGGUUCUACUCCGGUUUUAAUGAUUGCAGAACCUGAAUUAUUGAAGGAUAUACUGUUGAAGGAUUUUUACGUUUUCUCCAAUCAAAGGAAAUUAAAAUUUGGGGAUCCAAUUUUGGAUAAACGACUUUAUGUGCAGAAUGGAAAAAAAUGGAGGAAUCUACGAAAUAUCAUGAGGCCAGCUUUUACUUCGUGUAAAUUAAAAUCGAUUUCAAAAUUAAUAGAAGAAUGUACAGAAACUCUGGUAGAUAAUUUAAUAGAAGAAGCGAAACGAAAGAAAGAAGUUGAUAUUAAUCAAAGUUUAAGUGCAUUUACCAUCGACGUAAUAGCAAGAUGUGCAUUUGGUCUGAAAAUAGAUUCAAAAAAAGAUCCAAAUAAUCGAUUUGUAAAAGCAGCAAAUGAACUAAUGGAACCUAUCCCGUGGAGAAAUGUAAUAAAAAAUUGUUUUCCUGAAAUAGCAAAAUUUUUUCAAUUAUCAUACUUUGAGCCAUCUUUAAUUUUAUAUUUCAAAAGCGUUAUUAUAGACGAAAUUAAUAAAAGAAACAAAUUAGUAAACAUAGGACUAGAACUGGAUGAUAUUGUUGCACAAUGUAUAAAUUUCUUCAUUGCUGGUUAUUUUGCAACGUCAGCCACUCUUGCAUUUACAAUUCAUCAGUUAGCUGUGAAACCGCACAUACAGGAAAGAAUUAUUAAAGAACAAGAAUUUAUUUUAAAGAAUGAGGGAGAUUUAAACUACGAUACACUCAAUGAAAUGAGAUACUUAGAAGCAGUGAUCCACGAAACUUUGCGAUAUUAUUCACCAGCGAUAAGAUUGGAGCGUACAACAACGGAAGAGUACCGAUUAGGUAACACUGGAGUCACUUUGCCAAAGAGAACUAUUGUUGCUGUUCCCGUAUACGCCAUCAGUCAUGAUCCAAAAUACUUUCAAUUUCCAGAUAAAUAUAAUCCAGAAAGGUUUUUUGGCGAAAAUAGAAAAUGCAUUCAACCUUUUACUUACAUGCCAUUCGGAGCUGGACCUAGGAAUUGUAUAGGAAUGAAAUUUGCAUUUAUGGAAAUCAAAUUAGCAUUGGCAAAAAUUUUAUAUUACGUGAAGUUUAGACCUGGAAGUAGAACGAAACAUGAAGUAGAUUUCCUUCCUGGAAGAGGUUUUAACAGACCGCGAGAAGUUAUUUUAAAAGUCGAAAUACAAAAGGAAAAGUGUAGAAAUUUGUAGGAAGAAGAUAUAAACUAUAUUUUAAAUACCGCUCUUAUUAUCACUUAUAUACAAUAUGAUAACGUCUCUCUAAGAAGAGAAUGUUAACACAUUUUAUAAAAUUUAAAUUAUUCUGAAGAAAAAUAAACCAGAAUAAAUUUAUAUUCAGAAUAUUUUAAAUUAUAAUUCUGAAUAUACGUUUGUUAAAUAAAAAAAAUAAGAUGAUGUAAAAUGUUUAGCAAAUUAUUUUUAUAAAAAGUAAAUUAAUAAAUUUUGAAAUUAUGUACCAUAAACAUAUGUUUAUAGUAUAUAUCUAUGAUGGCCAAACUGUGGCUCUUUUAGACCUUAACUGCGGUUUCCGUAUACUUAUAUAAUUUUUCUUAUUAAGGUUAAAAAUUGCGGCAGAUUUUCUUACAUAUGUUUAGAGCAAAUGAGAUUUAACAAAUUCAAACGCGCAUCGUCCUAUAAAAAGUAAACUCAGGUAAAUUCAAGUUUUUACUUGUUUACGCUAAACUACUUGUUGGGACUAGGAUCGGAAUAAAAUUAAAGCUUAACCGCACGGCCAUCUUGCCGUCUAACCAUGAUGGGCUUUUAAAACGCCAUCUUAGUCACUACAGGAUGGAGAGAGUAAAAUAAAGAAGAAAGCUUUCUUUGACGUAAUUGUAUUCAAUUUUUAUUAAUGAUUAUAUUUGAAUCACGUAUUCCAAGAAAGAUCCAACUCCACAAGUUUCUUUUUGGAAAAUAAAACUUUUUACAAUCUAAGAAUUAGACUAAUUACUUAAACAUUUAAAAAAAAUAUACAU